This is a messenger RNA of Phalacrocorax carbo (great cormorant), 1966 nucleotides long. Lineage: Eukaryota; Metazoa; Chordata; Aves; Suliformes; Phalacrocoracidae. The record is from RefSeq and is a predicted model, not a curated record.
CAAUGCCCCUUCCGCUGCCCGCAGGAGUGGUGGCUGGGGAAAGCACCCUAUAAACUCACACUCACCCUGCCAUGCCUCUCCAGUCUGCAGAGGCAGCCAAGGCAGGAGUGUGUGAAGCAGGGUCAGGUAAACCCAACGGAUUUCUCUUAGCAAGUGGACAAGCUUCUUCCUUGGAGGCCAUGCUGGAGAGAGCCUGAAGAGGAACAGAGACUGCCUGCAGCUUGUUUCUGGGGUGGAAGGCGUGGAAGAACUGCAUCCACCUGAUCUGCAAGUGGUACCCAAGGCUCACCUCCACCAGACACCACCAGCCCACUUCCCCAGUGGCCAAGCCCUUUGCUGCAAGUAUGGACAUUGUGGAGAAGGUCCUCUCCAUAGCCCAUGCUAUCCACACCCAAUUUGAGCAGGUGAAGUGCUGUAAGCACCAGUGCCAGCGCCUUGUGGAGCGCAUCCAAGUCCUGCUGGAGCCUGUGAGGAUCCUCAAGGCUCAGCCACUGAAGCACAUCUCCUGCCAUGAAGAAGAACUGUUGAAGAAGCUGCUCCAGGCACUGGGGGAAGCCCAGAAACUGGUGAUGAAAUACAGCCAGACCAGCUGGAUCCAGAAGUUCCUGAGAGCCCACAGUGCUGGCGAGGAGUUUGUCUGGGUGAAUGAGAGCCUAGAGGACAUUGCCCAGGGGCUUUCGCUCCUGCUGCAGGCAGAACAGAAGCAGACUUUCCUGGAGGCUUUCCAGAAAAAGACCUGUCGCAGGCAGGAUGCUGAGGACUUGAAGGACGACCGGGCUUUCUUGGACCAGGUGAUUGCAAGUACCGAGGAGCCUGAAGAUGCAGCUGAGGAGAUCUACAUCGACAGACAAUGUAUGGAGAGCAAGGUAGACUGGAUGCAAAGCGAGCUGAACAAAGUGGUGCGCGUGAUGGAGCGCUUGAAGAAAGUCAACGUUGGUAAAAGAGAAGACAUCACCGAGAUCGAGAGGGACCACCUCACCUUCUACAGACACCUGCAAGACACCGAGAGCUAUGACCUCUAUGAGGGAGAGUACCUCAAGUACCCCGUCGCCAUCAAAACCUUCAAGAGGCCUCUGACCACCGACCCAGUGAAGGUGAGAGACAUCUUUGAGAAGGAGAUUCAGACCCUAAAGAAGUUUGAGUCUCCAAACAUCCUGCGCAUGUAUGGGAUCUGCAUUGAGGAGAAAGAUGGGAGCCCCUGCUUCUCCAUCGUCAUGGAGUACUGUAAGCAUGGGACGCUGCGGGACGUGCUGACCAAGCAACAGCAUCUCUCCUGGGAGGUCCGCAUUCGGAUGGCCCUGGGAGCUGCCAGAGGCCUUUACAGGUUGCAUCAGACAGAGGAGAAAUCCCGACUCCAUGGCUGCAUCUGCAGUAGCAAGUUCCUGGUGGCUGGGGAUUACUGUGUGAAGCUGUCGGGAUUUGAGCUGUGUGAAACAGAGUCAUCCAUCAAGAGGAAAGCCAAGAAGAACUGGAAACAAGUCUCUAUGCUGGCUUACAUUGCCCCGGAGAACCUGAAAGACACCACCUCCUUCUACAGGAGGCCCUGUGAAAUAUACAGCUUCGGGAUCGUGCUGUGGGAGAUUGCGACCUCCAAAAUCCCAUUUGAAGGCUGCACUCCCCACGAGAUCGUGGAGAAAAUCUGCAACCACCAUUACCGGGACCCAGUUGGGGAAGAUUGUCCUGCAGACCUGCGGAAAGUCAUUGACCAGUGCCGGGCCUUUGACCCUUCCCAACGCCCUUCUGCUGAGGAGAUUGUAGACUUGCUGGCUGACCUAGAGAAAAGCAGAAACCAAAGAAGUUAACUGCAGAAGCAGGGCUAGGUGACCAAGAGCAGCUGGAUGCCUCAGAAAGCAAGUCAAGGGAAAGCAGCGGGCCUCCUCCUGCAGGCCAGAGCGUGCCACUUGCCCCACUUCCCCGCCUUGGCAGAGACUGAUCGUACAAUACACGUGUAUUUGUUUCUGUGUGA